This is a messenger RNA of Haliotis rufescens (red abalone), 495 nucleotides long. RefSeq lists its product as uncharacterized. The coding region runs from base 1 to 450 and encodes 149 amino acids. The transcript is spliced from 3 exons. Lineage: Eukaryota; Metazoa; Mollusca; Gastropoda; Lepetellida; Haliotidae. Gene Ontology annotation, biological process: signal transduction. The record is from RefSeq and is a predicted model, not a curated record. Gene Ontology annotation, molecular function: protein binding.
AUGGGUAAUAUUGUUUCAUACUGGUCAAGAUUCAGAUAUCAGAAAAUGUCCAAGACAGACGACCACAUAACCUGCUAUUAUAACCAUCAUCUCGAACUGAGAGGUACAACACCCUGGAACCAAGCAUAUGCUGUGAAUGAAGAGAGGCUGAAUAUCCCUGUAUCUGAAAGAGAUCUCAGCCUUGUUGCAAGUCACAUUGGGAUAGGGUUUGAGUGUGUCGGCAUCGAACUUGGACUUACUCUCGUGGUUAUCGAACAAGUCACGUUUGCACAUCCAUGUUCACUGUACAUGCAGGUUGUACACAUGCUUACGAAGUGGAAGGAGAAGAAUGGAAGAUCUGCCACCAGCCUGGUCCUCGUCAGAGCAUUGUGGAGAUGCAACGAGAAAUGUACGAUUGAGUGGGAAGACAUUCUGAUCAUUCUUCAGGGACCGUCCACUAAGUCAGGUUAAUAAAGUGCUGCUCUGAACAACCUUCUCAAGUACAGUUAUCACUGA